AUGGUGGCUUUAGACAAGACACAUUUAAGAACGCCUCAAUCGCCACUAAUAGACACGGGAAGUUCAGCAGCAAAAAUGGAUACAGAAUCACAAGCUUGCGACCAAUGCUACCGGACGAAACAGACUUGUUCGAAAAGUCUGCCGAGAUGCCAACGAUGUUUAGAUGCUUCCAAUCCAUGCACUUAUAGCUUUGGGAAGUUUAUGGGAAAACCUAAAAGGAGUAGCAAGAUACGAAGAGAGAGUUCGAGUAACGAGCUUGCGGAUAUCGGUAGUGGGGGCAAGUUUUUCGGACUCUUGAACUUGAAGAAUACUCCAGAACACCAACGCGAAUCAUCAGUUACAGACAACUCGUCGCCAGCUCAAAGUGUCUGGACAUCCUCAUCGUGGGAUUUGAUUCCGGAGGGAUUAUCAUCCGAUCACUCGUCACCUUCAAAUCCUACAUCGCCAACCAGAGCUCGCACUCACAGUACAGCAAGUGGUAGCAGCAACCGUCUGAUGGCGACUCCUGCUUGUGAUCAAUGUUAUCGAUUCAAAGUAAAAUGUAGCAGAGAUCCAGAUUGUUGCCGACGAUGCGCGAAUAAUCGAAGUGUUUGCACUUACAGCGCUGCGGCCCCUCCUGGGAAGCCGGAUACAAGAUCCAAGAGUCCUGAGGAGCACAGAAAGAAGAAGGCUCGACAGGGACAAAUUGAUGAUCCAUCAGUUCUUUCGACGGAUCUUAGGGGGACCAGCGUAGACUCUAGGAGCUAUUCUUUCACGGAUUCGCCGACUUCGCAGCAUGCAGAACUUCAUGUAGACGAGAUGAACAAUUUCUAUGGGUUCGAUAUACCGACCAUAGAAACUACGCCGUAUGCAUUUAGCCCAGUCAGCGUGCCGCCAACACCAACAACGUGGGUCACAAACGCACCCACAUUGUACGAAAUAGACACGAUUGGAAUGAACAAUGGCACUGAAAACUUCUCCCUCCCAUGGCAAAACCCAGAAAUCCUACACAGUCCCUUCUUCGCGAAUGGAAUUCCUCUCCAAAAAUUCCCCCCAACAUCUGCGCCUGUGAUGAACCAACUUCCCACACCAACCUCACCCGCAUUUCCCCGCGACAACAUCCCCACAACAACCUGCGAUUGUUUCUCGAGCGCCCUUAACGUCUUGAACGAGUUGAACGCCUGCGUCCAGGAGCAAAUCCCGCUCAACCACCCCCAGCACCACGAAUUAGCCUCACGAUCUCUGGUAAACGUGCUCAACACCACAACCAACGCUUUAGAACUCUGCGAAGCAAGCACGCAAUGUAUCUGCUCCCACAACUCCAUGACCUCCAUGCUCUACGCCAUGAUCCUCCAGCAAAUAUCCGCGUGUCACGAACUGCUAUCCGCGAAUACCGCGUGUGAUCCUAACCAGCCGUCGCGUCAAAAAUCCUGGAUUGCAAACGACCGCGCGCGCGCCCUAAACAUCUCCAAUGAGAUGGAAAUGCGUCUGCGCAACACGUUCGACGAGAUCGAAGACCAGAGCGAGAUUGUGGGAAGGAACAGCGUGAUCGGAUUGCUAUCCACCGUACGCACGAAGUUUAGCGAAGAGAUUCAGGGGCUUCAUGGAUAG
Molecule: messenger RNA, 1590 nt
Organism: Glarea lozoyensis ATCC 20868
Lineage: Eukaryota; Fungi; Ascomycota; Leotiomycetes; Helotiales; Helotiaceae
Product: Zn2/Cys6 DNA-binding protein
Exons: 5
Coding region: 1-1590 (529 amino acids)
Biological process (GO): regulation of DNA-templated transcription; aflatoxin biosynthetic process
Cellular component (GO): nucleus
Molecular function (GO): zinc ion binding; DNA binding; DNA-binding transcription factor activity, RNA polymerase II-specific
Source: RefSeq, a predicted model, not a curated record